UAAUUAAAAUAAAUAUUUAAAACUUAUAUAUGCAUACAUAUUUAUUUUAUAAAAAAUUGGGCCCGCCCUCUUUUACAAGUCUGGUUCCACCACUGAUAUAAACCUUCACAUCAUCACUGAUUUCAUGUGUUCUUACUAUACUUUCCCAACCACACCCACUCACACACAGACUGUAACCAUGACGGCAGAAAACUCUAAACACUCCAAUGUUCCCAAGUAUCUCCAGAAAGUCAAAUUAACCCAAGAAAACAAGCAGCUCAUUGCCACCUUACCUUGCGAUGUGUUUGGUGAACCUUCAUACACCUUCCAUCAAUAUGAUGGUUUUUGGCAAGCCACAAAAAACUUGCAAGGAAUCCUCAGUAGCAAAAAACACUUCAAAGCUCAUGACUCUAACAUUCUUCUUGUCACCUUACCAAAAUCUGGAACCACUUGGCUCAAAGCCCUAGCCUAUGCGAUACUUAAUCGCAAGAUCUAUUAUCCAACAAAUUCAAAUCUUGAUGAGAAACAGUCUCAUCCUUACCCUCUCCUCACUGCUAACCCUAAUGAUCUUGUACCCUUUUUAGAGAUCAAUCUCUACAUCUAUAAAAACAUCCCCGAUCUGAGCUUGUUCCCGUCACCGAGGCUCUUAGUAAGCCAUAUGCCUUACAUUUCGUUGCCAAAAUCAGUGCAGUUGUCUAUGUAUAAGAUUGUGUACUUGUGUAGAAAUCCUAAUGAUAAGUUCACGUCAACGUGGCACUUCCUCAAGCACCUACUACCACAAGGCCAACAGCCCAGGUUGGUUGAGGAAACAUUUGAGGGCUUCUGCGAAGGAAGAAUUCCUUUUGGCCCAUUUUGGAAUCACAUUUUGGGAUACUACAAGCAGAGUUUGGAAAGGCCAAAUAAGGUAAUGUUUUUGCCGUAUGAAGAGUUGAAGAUUGAGCCAGUAAGGAUUCUGAAGAACUUAGCUGAAUUUAUAAGGCAUGGAUUUACUAAGGAGGAAGAAGAUGGUAAUGUAAUUAAUGAUAUAGUCAAGCUCUGUUGUUUUGAGAAUUUGAGCAACUUGGAAGUGAAUAAGAUUGGAAAAUUGUUGACUGGGGAAGAGAAUAGCAUUUACUUUAGACGUGGAGAUGUUGGAGAUGGAGAGAAUUUUCUCACCUCUGACAUGAUUGAAAAGCUUAAUUUUAUUACUCAAGAGAAGCUGGAGAAAAAUGGCUUGAACUUUCAGAUUCACAAAUCUUGAUUGGAAACCUGAUCGAUCAAAAAUGAUGAGGUGGAUACUUGAAUUUCUUAUCGAUUUUCACUUUCUUCAAUAAAUUACAAUUGUCUGCAGGGUUGUAUAUGUAUGUUUGUGAAGUCUUAGAUGACUUCAUAUGUUAAACUUAUCUUCAUGGAGGAAUAUUCACGAAGCGCAGAAUGUGAAUAUGAAGUAGAAGCAUUGCGAAUUGCGAUGCAAUUGUAUUCCCUCACGCUUAGGUAUUAUAAGUAUCCUCUUGUGAAGUUCUGAGUGUGAGAAUCCUCUAUCUUGCGGGGCUUUUCUUCAAAUAUGUUGAAAUAGAUGCCUGUG
Prosopis cineraria is the source of this 1543-nucleotide messenger RNA. Its product is annotated as cytosolic sulfotransferase 12-like. Gene Ontology annotation, molecular function: sulfotransferase activity. NCBI's taxonomy places the organism in Eukaryota, Viridiplantae, Streptophyta, Magnoliopsida, Fabales, Fabaceae. The record is from RefSeq and is a predicted model, not a curated record. Gene Ontology annotation, cellular component: cytoplasm. Gene Ontology annotation, biological process: sulfation. The transcript has 2 exons. Bases 125 to 1219 code for a protein of 364 amino acids.